AUGGACGCGGAAAUAUCAUUGCUUGUUGACGUUUCUGUACGCAUCGCGAAAGGACAUACUAACUUCAGAAAGUCACCCAAGGAGCGUGUGACAGUUACAUAUGUAGAAUCGCGACUAGAAAAUUUGGAAUCACUGUGGGAGAAGUUUUCUUCAGGACAUGACGAAUUGAUUAAAGCCUACGCAGCACAAGAUGUGGCAAAUUCUGUGUAUGGAACGGAAACAGUAUACGACGUAACUGAGGAAAAUUACUUGGAUUAUAAAUGCGCACUGAAAGAUGCACUCAACCGAUUGAAACCAAAUCCAAGUAGCUUCGAUACUUCGGUGCACAUGUCAAAGGCUACAACUUCAAAUACCAGUCAUGUCAGGCUACCAAAGAUUACCAUUCCAACAUUUUCUGGACUUUAUACAGAAUGGAUGAGUUUCAGGGAUCUAUUUGUUUCCCUCAUUCACGACAAUAAUGAAAUUGAUGAUGUACAGAAAUUACAUUACUUGAAGGGACAUCUCAAGGGAGUAGCUGAACAAUUGUUACGACAUAUACCCAUAACUAAUGAUAGUUACGAGCAAUGCUGGACUCUUUUGAAAAGCCGAUACAACAAUAAACAGUAUUUAGUUAAUAGCAUUUUACAGCGGUUUUUCGGUCAAAAAAGCAUUUCAACCGAGUCCUCCAGUGCAAUCAAGCAAUUACUAGAUGUUACAACAGAAACUUUAAAUGCCUUGAAAGGGUUAGGUAUUGACACUGGUACAUGGGAUGUCAUGAUAAUUUAUAUUGUUAGCCAGAGAUUAGAUUCUGAGAGUAGGAAGCAAUGGGAGUCUAAGGUCAGCGAAUUGGUAUCGAGUUCAGAUAAUUUGCCAACAAUUAAACAAUUUAAAGAGUUUUUGGAAAACAAAUACCAUUCGUUGGAGUUCUUAGAUUCAAAAUCAAACACUUUUGUUCAGAAACAGCGCACUUUUAAUUCUCACAGUAAUCAAAUAAAUCAAUCGUUUCAUGUAGCUCAGUCAAGUUGUGCAUUGUGCAAAGAUAAUCACCAUCUUAGAAGCUGUAAGGAUUUUAUUAAUAGGGAUCUUGAUAGCAAGCGUAACUUUGUGCAAACACAAGGGUUGUGUUUCAAUUGUCUGGGCAACAAUCAUUCGGUAAAACACUGUAAAAGUACCACAUCGUCCCAAAUAUGUAACAAACGGCACCAUUCAUUGUUACAUUUAAAGGGCGAAUCGCACACUACUGUGGCGAAUCAUUCCAUUGGCAAUCAAGCUUCACCAGUUGUGAGUCAAAUCAAAGCACCUAUCAAUGCUUCAUCAUCUGAGGAGCAUUCAUCAACCUCUACACACAUCACCAGCCAUUUUGUUAAGGGUGUAGCACCUCGGAAGGUAUUAGCAACAGCUGUAGUGUCAGCUGAAUCACAAAAUGGCGGGAAACAUCAACUUUUGCGAGCUCUUGUAGAUCAAGGGUCGGAAGAGUCUUUUAUUGCAAGGUCAGCAGUUCAAUUACUUGGAUUAAAAACCACACCAACCAGGGUAGAUACAUCAGGUUUGGGAGGUGAACAGGGCCCUUCAACAAGGUCCAUAGUAGAGGUAUCAAUCAGUUCACGUCUCAAUCCAGGUUGCGUGUUUCGUGUUUCAGCGUAUGUCCUCGACAAAGUGACGAGAGACUUACCUUCAACUGCUGUAUCAAUCACCUCAUGGCCGGAGUUAGAACUCGUAACGUUAGCUGACCCGGAAUAUCACACUUCGAAUAAGAUAGACAUCUUAUUAGGGGCAGAGGUUUAUGCUAGGAUUAUUCAAGAUGGUAUUAUCAAAUGUCCCUCAGGGUCUUUAGCGGCACAAAAUACAACCCUGGGAUGGAUAUUAUUUGGAGCGGUCAAGUCCAAUCAAAACACAAACAUCAAAGUUACAACAUUGCAUACACAUGUAGAGCCUGUAGAAGAAUUGCUCAAGUCUUUCUGGGAGGUUGAAGCAGAGCCGUCCAACAAACAGAAGAUAUUGUCAAUCGAAGAGCAACGGUGUGAGGAUAUCUUCCAUUCAACCACCACUCGAGAUGAAGAGGGACGAUAUGUUGUCAAACUUCCAUUUCGAGAUAGUGAACCAGCUUGCGCCGAUGGUCAUUCACGGGACAUUGCGUUGAAGAGAUUCCACUAUCUUGAGACGAAGAUGCAGAAAGAUGAGCGCCUGAAACAGGAAUACAAGAAAGUAUUUGAUGAAUACUUAGAGUUAAAUCACAUGAAGGAAAUUCAUGACAACAAAGCAAAGGGUUGUUACAUACCAUAUCACGCUGUCAUACGCGAAGACAGACAAACUACCAAGUUUCGGGCGGUCUUUGAUGCGUCAUGCAAAGGUACGAACGGCGUAUCUUUAAACGACGAUUUAAUGGUAGGCCCUAGAUUGCAACCAGAGUUGCGUCAUAUAAUAAUGCGUUGGCGUAUGUAUCCAAUCUGCUUCAUUGCAGAUAUAGUCAAAAUGUACCGCCAAAUAAAGGUUAGUGACGAAGACUCAGAAUUCCAGCGUAUUUUGUGGCGUGAAACACCGGAAGAGAACAUCAAGGAAUACAAGAUGCUUCGCGUUACAUUUGGAACUUCUUCAGCACCUUAUCUGGCUGUAAAAAGCUUGAUACAAGUGGCAAACGAUGAAGGGAAAGACUUCCCUCUAGCAGCUGAAAGAGUAAAACAUGAAUUUUAUAUGGAUGAUUUGAUGUCGGGUUGCGAAAGCGAAGAAGAAGCAAUCGAAAUAUACAAGCAAAUGAAUGAAUUGUUAAAAAGGGGAGGUUUCGAAUUGCAAAAAUGGGCAAGCAACAGUGAAGUAAUGUUGAAGCAAAUACAACAAGACAGUUUAGGAAAGCAAGAUGAAAAGAAGAUAGAAGUCAAAUUAGAAGCUACUAACAAGAUAUUGGGACUUACCUGGAGUCGAACUUCCGAUGAGUUCGUGUACGCAGUUCAGUUGCCUCCGAUGUCUGCACCUGUAACAAAAAGAAAGGUUAUCUCGGAUAUUUCAAAGUUGUACGAUCCACAAGGCUGGAUAGCACCGAGUAUAAUCAAGGCAAAGAUUUUCAUACAGAAGUUAUGGCUUGCGGGUAUCGGCUGGGACGAGGAAUUACCACAACCGCUAUUGCAAGAAUGGACGAAGUAUAGGGAAGAUCUUUCUGACCUGACACAAUUUCGGUUGAAGCGCUGGGUAUACUACAAGUCUGACGCGAAGUUAGCGGAACUCCAUGGUUUCUGUGAUGCUUCCAAUUCUGCAUUUGCUGCAGUCAUAUACUUGCGAGUGAUAGAUGCAAGAGGAGAAGUUCAUGUAAGUUUGAUUACAGCAAAAACAAGAGUUUCCCCAAUCAAACAACUCAGUCUUCCAAGAUUGGAAUUAUCAGGUGCUGUUCUGCUAGCGAAACUGCUUAUUGAAGUGUCGGGUGUUUUGAACAUACCGAAAUCAAAUAUACACGCUUGGACUGACUCUGAGAUAGUGCUUGCGUGGUUGAGCAGUCAUCCUAGUCGUUGGAAAACAUUCAUCGGGAACAGGUGUUCAGAGAUACUGACUGUCACAGACCGUAACCAAUGGUCACAUGUCAAAUCUGAAUAUAAUCCAGCAGAUUGUGCAUCACGGGGCAUUCGGGCCUCUGAAUUGAUUGGUUUGGAGCUCUGGUUAAGAGGGCCUUCAUGGUUGAAUGAAAAGGAUAUUCAAUAUUCUAAUCCUAAAGGAUUGGAGACAAAUUUAGAAGAAAGGAAAAUAAAAACUCACCUUGCUACUUCAGUAGAAGAUCACGGCGAAGUUGACGACAUCUGGGCGAAAUUCUCAUCGCUAACGAAGUUGCUGAGAGUCGUAGCAUAUUGCCGCAGAUUCCUGUGUAAAGAGAAACCAAAACAUCAGUACCUCCUAAAGAAAGAAAUUGAUGAUGCGUUGAUAAUAAUGAUAAAAAAGUGUCAACUUCAAGCAUUCUUUGAGGAGUGGAAGGAUGUUAAGCAAGGAAAACCAGUAAGCAAGAAAAGUGUACUUACCACUCUGAAUCCACAGCUGGACGACUCGGAAUUACUCCGAGUUGGUGGGCGGCUGCAUUACGCUGAAUUAGAUGAAGACCAAAAGCAUCCCAUCAUUUUACCAAAGCAAUCGCUGUUGACGACUCUCGUUAUACGAAAUGCACACAAGGUUACACUACACGGAGCGCCACAGCUGAUGAUAAACGUCAUUCGAGAGAAAUAUUACAUCAUUGGUCUUAAAUCAAUAGUUAAAUUAUAUUGCAGGAAAUGUGUCACCUGCAUUAGAUACGCAGCUACAAGCAAACCUCAACUUAUGGGGCAAUUACCUUCACCGAGAGUGAACAUAAGUAGAGCGUUUCUUCAUUCAGGUGUUGAUUACGCAGGCCCAAUAAACAUACGGGUAUCAAAAGGUCGAGGUAAUAAAUCCUACAAAGGAUACAUAUGUCUAUUCGUAUGUAUGGCAACGCGUGCUAUACAUUUAGAAGCAGUGAGCGAUUUGACUUCGCAGGCGUUUUUGGCUGCAUUCAAGCGGUUCGUGUCACGUCGAGGUCAUUGCAGCGAAUUAUACAGUGACAAUGGGACAAAUUUCGUGGGAGCAGCCAGAGAGUUAAAAGAAUUGUUCGAUGAAGAAAAAUCAAGAUUUCUACCCGAGAUCGCAGAUUGGUUGGCUACAAACGGAACACAGUGGCACUUUAUUCCACCACAAGCCCCCAAUUUCGGAGGUCUAUGGGAAGCUGGUGUACGGUCCUGUAAAUUUCAUCUGAAGCGAAUAAUUGGCAAUUCAACACUGACGUUUGAAGAGAUAACUACAGUGCUUGCGCAGAUUGAAGCCUGUCUAAAUUCAAGACCAAUGACAUGUAUCCAAGAUCAAGGUGAUCCCAUGCCCUUAACACCCGGACAUUUUCUUGUGGGUGAACCUUUAUUAGCUGUUCCAGAUCAUAACUACGAACAUUCGCCAGUUAGUUCAUUAAGAAGAUGGCAACUUUUACAGCGAAUGUUACAGGAUUUUUGGCGGCGUUGGUCGCAAGAAUACCUUACACGUUUCAUGCAAAGAUAUAAGUGGACACAGGUUGUACCUGAACCAAAGGUUGGAGAUGUGGUUCUAGUAAAGGAGCUUGAUUUGCCUCCAGCUCGGUGGUUGUUAGGUCAAAUUGUUGAGAAACACCCUGGAGUGGACAACGUUACGCGAGUUGUCACGUUGCGCUAUAAAAAUUCUUUAAUCAAACGACCAGUGUCUAAGCUUUGUGUCUUACCUUUAGCAGAUUAA
Cydia fagiglandana is the source of this 5223-nucleotide messenger RNA. RefSeq lists its product as uncharacterized. The transcript has a single exon. Gene Ontology annotation, biological process: DNA integration. Gene Ontology annotation, molecular function: nucleic acid binding. The record is from RefSeq and is a predicted model, not a curated record. The coding region runs from base 1 to 5223 and encodes 1740 amino acids. NCBI's taxonomy places the organism in Eukaryota, Metazoa, Arthropoda, Insecta, Lepidoptera, Tortricidae.